This is a messenger RNA of Cannabis sativa, 2575 nucleotides long. RefSeq lists its product as uncharacterized. The transcript has 8 exons. The record is from RefSeq and is a predicted model, not a curated record. Gene Ontology annotation, molecular function: zinc ion binding. The coding region runs from base 798 to 2270 and encodes 490 amino acids. NCBI's taxonomy places the organism in Eukaryota, Viridiplantae, Streptophyta, Magnoliopsida, Rosales, Cannabaceae.
AAACAACAAAUUGUAACGUAUGUAUGAGAUAGUAAAGAAAAAAAGCAGAGUUUCCCGGGAACCAAACAGAAAGUAUAUGGUUCAUAUGUUGGGGGCGGUGGUCAUAUUUAAUUUUUAUGAGUUAUAUGAUUUAUUUUAUAACGUUUCAAUAUAUAACAGUUAAGUUCAGUCAGGUAGUUUUCUCGGUGACCAAACAAACUUUAUUCAUUCAUUCAUUCAUUCUUUUCCCAAUUGUUUAUACUUUAUUUUAUCGCGAAACAUUGGGUUUGAUGAAAUAGAAAGAGAAAGAGAAAACUCAAUAUAAAAAUGAAAACUUUAUUUGUUUUGAAUAAAUAAAAAUCAAAUCUUUUUUUGUUUUGAAUAAAUAAAAAUGAAGUCUUUGAAAAGGAAAAGGUGUGUGUAUUAAGCAUGACUCAGCAAAACUGCACAGCACUCUGAGAGAGAAAGAAAGAGAGAGAAAGAGAAGAGCUAAUGUGGGAGUGGGGAUGGCAGUAGGCCAUUCUCUCUCUUCUCUCUCUCUCUCUCUCUCUCUACUUUUGCCAUAAAUGUGGCUCUCAUCUCCUACACAACAACCUCUCCAAUUUGUCAUCACUACUACUACCUCUUUUUUAAUUGCUCUUCUCUCUCUUUCUCUCUCUCUUGCCUUCUUAUUAAGCUAAGUCUCCAUAAUUGUGUUUUUCCCUCUUACCCUUUUCACCUCUAUUGUUAAAUUGAGCUUUAAGAUAUAAAUAUGGAGUUUGUGUCUCAGCUUUUGUGCUAGUUUUGAGUUUUGGUUUCUGGGUUUUUAGUUUUAGGAAAUGGGUACUAAUAAUGAUCAAGAUAAGAAUGUGGGCAGAGAGCUUGAGGAGUGUUGUUCUGAAGAAACUACUACUCUUGUUACUCCUAAUCACAAUCAUAAGGUUGAAGAGUCAAUUAACAUAACUGAAGAAACACAAGAAGUUCAUCCAUGGAAGAGGCCGAAUCUCGUCUUGGAGAUACCUCCAAGAGCAUCCGAUGUAUCAUCAUCGGAUUUCAUUGGAAUAAAGAUGCCACCAACACCAAGUCCUAACCCAAAGAAAGUGAAUUUCACCUUAACACCCAGCUCUACUAAUUCAAAGGUUCAUGGAUCCCCAGGUCCAUCUUCAUCCAAAGGAAAAUCAUGUAAAAAAAGUCUCUUUCCGAAACUAAGCUUCAUGUAUCGAACUUCUUCAGAUGUUGAGAAGGGUGAUAACUUAGCUUCAGAAGCAUCAGUUACAGCGCCACGAGAGAAGCCUACUACUAUCUCGAGAUCAAUGUCCCUUACUAAGCUGUUCACACCGAGGAUAAACAGAACAUCGUCACUACCUGUAACUCAAAUUAUGGAUUCAAACCCGGAAUCCACACCCAGUGGAAGUGUAGGUAGCACUCCAAACAUAAUUAAAAAAGGAAACCAAAACCGAAAUAUAGCUCGCUCACUUUCAGUCCCUGUCAAUAACAAAGAGAAAAGCUUAAAGAGGAUGGACUCAUUUUUUCGAGUAAUUCCUUCCACUCCUCGAGUGAAAGAAGGCGAUGUAGUAUCGAUUGGCUCGCCAACAGCUGAUACUGUGGUUGGUUUAGAAAAUGAUGAUGCGAAUGGUGAAGACAUACCCGAAGAAGAGGCUGUCUGUAGAAUUUGUUUCGUUGAACUAUGUGAAGGUGGCGAGACUCUUAAGAUGGAAUGUAGUUGCAAAGGAGAACUUGCUCUUGCCCAUCAAGAAUGUGCUGUGAAAUGGUUUAGCAUCAAAGGUAACAAGACCUGUGAUAUAUGCAAGCAAGAGGUUCGAAACCUAUCUGUCACAUUGUUACGAGUCCAAAGUGUUCAUACUCGAAAUGGUGGAGCUAGAUCUCAACAACUAGAUGCUAAUGGUUUCAGGGUUUGGCAAGAAGUGCCUGUUCUUGUCAUUAUCAGCAUGCUUGCCUACUUUUGUUUCCUUGAGCAGCUCCUGGUGGGGAAAAUGGGAACAGGAGCAAUAGCCAUAUCGCUUCCAUUUUCUUGUGUACUUGGUCUCCUCUCAUCUAUGACCGCAUCAACCAUGGUGAAGAGAAGGUUUGUCUGGGUCUAUGCAUCGAUUCAGUUUGCUCUUGUGGUUCUAUUUGCACACAUAUUUUACUCCUUGAUUCAUGUGCAAGCAGUUCUGUGUAUUCUCCUUGCGACAUUUGCUGGACUUGGUGUUGCCAUGAGCGGAAGCUCCAUAAUUGUCGAGUUUUUAAGAUGGAAAAGAAGAUGGCGAGCUUCGGCUGAACAAAGACAAAGCUCCCAAAUAUUGCCAUAAUAAACCAAUUCCUGGGACUGUACAUUUAGAUACAGGAUAGGAAGGAUCACCUUCAUCAUGUCUAGUGGGAUUUGAGUUUUAGUUGGGGUUGAGGAACACCCAUUAGUGGCUUAUACAAAUAUGUUUUCAUCAUGGGGUUGAGAGCAUUUUUAGUGUUUUUUGUAAUAUUUUGGUUGCAAGAUUUUGAAUAUAUAUCUUUUUUUGUCUUUUUACACCAAUUGUACAGGGUUUUGAUAGUUAUAUAUAGCUAGUGAAUUUGACCAUUUUGAGGUUAAGAAGUUUGAAUGAAAUGGAAUUUGAUACAA